AUGGAGGUCGUAGAAAUUUGUCAAGAAAAGAAAUUCUGCCCCCCAAAAUCAAUUAAUCACAAGAAAAGUCCUGCGUCAAUCAGAUGUACGAAAAAAUACGUUCAACCGCCGCGAGUGCAGCCUUUCAAGCCUCAGGUAUCGUACUGUCCACCGAAAAAUCCUGUCGAUACGAAGACGACUUAUCACACGUCGUUUGAUCAAGAAGGCAAAGUCCAAGCUCGACCACAACCUUUCAAGCCAUGCCACAACAUCAAUUUACCUGACGCUAAAUUCGUCGACGACACGACGACCCAUCUAAGCUAUAAGCCAGUUCAAAGGAUUUACAAAGAAAAGCCAAUCCUGCCUCGUCAAAGAAUAUGCCCGCAGCAGGGACCAAUGGAGAACGUGACGACCAUCCGCAAGGAUUUUGCUCCAAAAUGCGCACCACGAGCCGAGAAAAUUGUCCCUUGCGGUCACAUCAGAACGAGCACGGGUUUGUUCGAGACAAAAACUACGAGCCUGCUGUCCUACGUGAAUCCUGGCCCUGUCGAUCCCGUUACAAAUUUUAAACCUCAGCUGCAAUACUGUCAACCCAAAGAACGGACCGCUCAAGAAACCACGCAAAAGCUCAGCUAUUUGCCGUACGAAGUAGGCAAGAAAGAGAAUUACCCAUGGGGCAAGAAACCGUGCUACAAGGCGCCGGAGAUAUCGAUGGCCGGCGAGACGACCUAUAAGAAAAGUUACCACGAGAACAAAGCGCCACGCGAGAAGCCGAUAAUCCCAAAGGAAGUAGGUGUGUUCCCGCGCGGCAGGGAAUUCCUCGAGGGAACCGUGUACAAGGAGAGCUUCCUUCCCUGCCGCAGCGAGCUCGUGACGCCCAUUGUCCCCUGCGGCAAUAUCAGCCUGGCCAACGAUAGAAUGUCCGUCGACACCACCAACAAGCUGAGUUUCCAGCAAGUCAAGGCCGAGAAGCGCAAGCCCAUUUUGCCAAGGCCGCGUAUUUGCGGUGUCACGGGGCCCAUGCCGAGCGACACCACCAACCGACUGUCCUACACACUGAAAAUCGGCAAGAGACCCAAUCUUGCCGUGCCCUGCGGUCACAUUCGUACGGCUAAACAACCGCUUGACGCCAAAACCACCACCAAAUUAUCGUACGUCAGCCCUGGACAGACGCAGCAGUUCCCCAACUUCAGACCCGUCUUUAAGUACUGCAAACCCGAGGAGAAGAUAGAAGCUGACACGGUGAACAAAUUGUCCUAUCAGCAGUGGUCGAUUGGGCCGAAGGAGAAAUUGCCUUGGGCCGAAAAGCCACGUUACUGCAAGCCCAACGAAAAAAUGCCUAGCGAUACGAUUUACCAUCGAAGCUUCCCACCGCCUGGACACUUCGUCGACGAGUCCGAGCCUUCGCGAGAAGAGUGCCAGUGCGCGUCAGAAGGCGAAGACGGCCGCGACGGAAACGUGUCGUGAACUUCUUUCUGACGAGAUGUCAUUUUCAAAAUUCAAUGCAUUCGAAAGACAAAUUGUAAUGCCGCAACCGAAAAUCCGGCAGCAUU
Phymastichus coffea is the source of this 1532-nucleotide messenger RNA. RefSeq lists its product as uncharacterized. Gene Ontology annotation, cellular component: ciliary basal body; axonemal microtubule; cytoskeleton. The transcript has 6 exons. Bases 1 to 1446 code for a protein of 481 amino acids. Gene Ontology annotation, biological process: microtubule anchoring. The record is from RefSeq and is a predicted model, not a curated record. Lineage: Eukaryota; Metazoa; Arthropoda; Insecta; Hymenoptera; Eulophidae. Gene Ontology annotation, molecular function: microtubule binding.